Molecule: messenger RNA, 4960 nt
Organism: Diabrotica balteata
Lineage: Eukaryota; Metazoa; Arthropoda; Insecta; Coleoptera; Chrysomelidae
Source: the annotation of a GenBank genome assembly
UUAAUUUUUAAAAUUCAAAAUAAUAACAAUAAUAUUCUUUAUGUUUUGGAUAUGGGAGAUAAGAGUUUCUGCAUAAAGAGCAUAAAAAGACUUACACCAGUUCCUGAAGUCUUAAUCACUGCAAACUUCGAUUUUUCUGAAGCUCUAGAAUCAGUUUAUCCAUUACUAGACAUUAUAUUUGAUUACCUAGACUUUAAUGAUUUAACCAGGUGUUGUCAAGUCAAAAAUUCAUGGAAGGAAAUUGCAGAAAAUAUUUUAAGCAAAAGAGUCCAAGCCAGUUGGUUUACAUGUUUUAAAGGAUCAACAAACAAUUGUUUUGAGCAUAGUGCUAAUCUCAAUUAUAACAAUGUAGGAUUUGGAAUAAUAUUGUAUGAUUUUAGGAGAAUCAAGCUUAGUAAAUAUAUUUGUGUACAUACAGAGUGGGAGGAACUAUCAAGAAAAACAGUUCCAGAGUAUUUUGAAGAAGAAUUUGUUCCACAUAAAACUGACUAUUGCGUCAUAUCCUGCGCAAAAGUUAUAUCAUAUUUCGAUAGCAAGAGUAAAAAUAUAUGUAAAGCAUCUUAUUUUGAUGGUCUAUUCUUCCCAAAAAUUCCCAAUGUGAGGAUGACCAUGUUUUACUGUAAUCCCGUCAAGGAGGAUGGAAUACAGAAGACAGUUGAUACCUAUAUAAAUUCAAACGAAGAGGUCAAGUGUUUGCUUAUGUUUUCUACAACUGAUCAGAAAAAGCCUUUGUAUAAUUUGCUGAAAGCCCUUAUACCAGAAAAUGAAGCAUCUUCUGUCGCAGUAGCUGGAGGUAUCAUAAGAGGAACAAAAACAUUCCAACAGAUCCAUGCUGCAAAACGUAUAUACACAAAUAAAGACAUUUUUUCAAUUGUUUUCCUGAAAGACAAAAGCGAGGAGACUGACUUUAAUGCUUUUUCCUAUGUUAUUGUAGGAGAUGACUUGUCCAAAGAUGAAUUUGCUGAAAAGUUAUUAAAGUUUAGACAACAAGUGUUAUUAAGGACCCAGACAGUUGCUAUAAGGAUAUGUUGUUCAGCCAAAGUUGAUGCUGACGAAGAACCAUUAAUUUUCAAUAAAAUAUUCCCUGGAAUACCAGUUUUUGGAUUCCAUGCCGAUGGAGAGAUAGGAUGGGAUUGUGUUUUGCAUCCUAAAACACCGCGUGAUUCUGAAGAACAUUUGCCAAAAAAAGCCAAACAUAGAUAUCCAAAUGUAAGUCAUCAAUGGUCAACAGUGUUUGUUUUGAUUACUUGGGGUACCAUAUUAUCUUAAAUGUGUGUAUUUGUUGUUUUAUAUUUUAAAGUAUUUUUUGUAGUAUUAUGAUCGUUUUGGGACUAAAGGAUAGAUUUUUAAUUCAAAAGACAUAAAAAAUAUAUUAAUAUUUGAUAAUAUUACAGUCGGUGGAUGGUGGAUGUAGUGUUUAUGAAUAAUUGAAACAAAUCUUCUACUCUUGGCUCUUAUUUGAUUAGUUUUUGUUUUAAGUGUGUUAAGAUUUAACUAUUUUAUAUAAGGUUACGUAAAGUUAUGGUCACAUUUAAGUACCUACAUGAAAAUCUUAAUAAAUUCGACAAUAUAAAGUUAAAAAUUAAUAGUAAUUGCUUAUUGGUAAAAUACUUUUACUUUUCUAUUUAAUUAUUCAAAACAAAAUUUUUGAUUAUUUUGUAAAAUUACAAUUAGUUUAAUAGGUAAAAUACGAAAGGUUUCAAAGCAUUUACAAUACAUUAUCAGGUUAGUUUCGUACUACAAUGUAUAGCAAAUAAACAAAAAUGGGUCAAUUGGGUCAAUCAAUUAAAUCAUAUUAAACAUUAUUUGCCAACAAACAAUUAACUUUUUGUGCUUCGUUUUUCUAAAUAAAGGAUAUCGCAUUUUUUUAAAUUGUCAUGUAAAAGUGAGUAUAAUUAUGAAAUACGCAUAACCGUGUAAGAUAGUUAAAUCUUACAUAAUGGAAAGCAAGCAGAAUUUAAAAUUUAAAAUAAUGUAUAGGUUACUCCGUUUAAAAAAAAACCACUUUAAUUCGUUCUCGCUCUAUGGGGCAUCCCUCGUAUAUUUGAAUACGGAGCACACUAGUUCGCUCCCAAGGUCAAAAAACCCUCUUAAUUACAUACUAGUUCGCUGCGAAAACCAUAACCUGGUUCGCCACCGUGAUCAAGCGGAUUAAGUAUUUAUCUAUUAAGUUCUAGGAAAAUUAACACCAGGAAAAUAGGUACUGCGGCUCUUGUAUUUUAUAUUAGAAAUUAUAUCAAAUAUUGGUAGUUACAUAUUUAUAUAAAUACAGUGAUAAGUGCGCUAAUAACCGGCAAAAUAACGCAAACGAUGGAAAGCAUAUGAAGUUGUAAGAUCAAAGAGAUGAAACUAGUAGAGAUGAGAAAUUUAGCAAUAGAAACCUAUAAAUUUACAUUAUAUUCACUGUUUCCCACCUUUAGAGGUAUUAGAGGAGGAUGUCAACUAAAACUGUCACUGUCACAGCGGUAGUUUCCUUAACUCUUACGUCUAAAGGUGGUAAACAAUAAAUGAAAUGUAAAUUUAUAGGUCUAUCGCUAAAUUUUCCAUCUCCACUAGUUUUAUUUCUAUUUAUCUCACAACUUAAUAUGUUUUCUAUCUUUUGCGUUAUUUUGCCGGUUAUAAGCGCGCUCAUUACUGUUAUUUAUUUUGAAAAAUGUUAGUGGUUAAUUUAGAAAUUAUAUUAGAAAUUUUUAAUUGUUUUUAAAAAUUACUGAAAUAUUUUUUGUGCCUAUUCUAUAAUACAGAUAUAAUAAGAAAGCAAUACAAGUGUAAAAACUAACAUAAUACUUGAUAUUCUCUACCAUUACAAAAUUAAACAAGUAUAAAUUAAAACGAGGCAUUUAUUUCGCUAGAAAUCUAAAUGAAAUACAUUUGACAAAAUCAAAUCUACUAAUAUUAUUUUGCUUUAAUUCCGCUAUUUCGUGAUCAACAAAUUUUUGACGCUCUAGAAGUGGUUUUCGGUACACUUUUUUUUUGUUUCACAGAACUUCGUAUUUUUAUAUAAGUGUCUAUUUGAAUAUAUUUUAAAACUUCUAAAAAUUGAAAUAUAUUAGGGUUCGGAUUGUAAAAUAACGAAUUAAAUUUAAAAUGGAAACUUUCACAGGCAUUGGUUGUACGCUCAAGUGAUGAACUGUUUUCCGCCCACAUCUCAGGAUGGAAGUCUGCCUCAUCAGAAAUAUAGUUGUCCACCAAGAAGUCAGCAAAUUGUUGUACGGCUUGGUGUUGUGCUGGUAAUAUUUUACUAAAGUCUAAAGCAAAACACUCACCUACUUCUAAUGGAUCUAGGAGAGGUAGACCAAACAUAUAUCUAAGGUAUUGUCCAACUUCAUUGUCGUUUGAAUACUCAGUAGCCAGACCAACUUUUUGAAUUUUUCUCCACCAUGAUUGUCCGAGAUGAAAUCUACAACCUCUUAUUUUCGCAGAUGGAAACACUUCACUUACAGCUGCAUGGAUCGCUUUUUCGAAAUCGGCAUACACAACCUUGGAACUAAAAUUUAAAUUCAAUUUUUGACACUCGGUCUUUAAACAAUUUAGGGCAGUCACAUAUGAGUUUGUUAACUUAUUUGAAAGCAAUAAGAAUGCCAACGGCACAUAGUGUCCAUUUUCGAGUCCGUGAACUGUAAAUAGUCGAAUAAAAAAUUUAGUGCAGUAUAGUCCCAUCAACAUAAAUUGUUUCUAAUUUACUUAAAAAUGUUAAGUAAGAUACACAAUUUUUUAGCGGAUCAUUUUUCAAUAAAAAUUGUUCUUUUUGGUUGGUUGUCACUUCCACGGAGUUUAACGAGGCAUGUACUGCCUGUGCGCACUUCGGAAUUUUGGGAAUAACUUGUUUUCUGCCACUAUAAAUAUUUUUUAUAAUCAAAUGUACAUCUUCCACAGUAAUUUCGCUGUGUAUCAACUUCAAUGGUUUUUCACACAAAUCAUCCAUUGCCUUCCGCUUAACACUAAUACUUAAUUUUUGCCGGUUUAACACUGUUUUUGAUAAACUUUCAUGGAUAUGGUUAUGACUACAUUCGACUACACUGUUACAAAUAUUUAAAGUUUUAAGAAAUGCUUUGCAACUUCUUUCUACGCACUCCCAGCGUUUGAUAUUAUUAGCAAGCAUUUUAUGGAAGUUAUACUCGUCAUUAUCAAUAACUAACGUUGACUUGCCCUUUUCACUUAACAUUUCACUUACUUCAGAUUUCUAAAUCAUGAACUAGGUAUAACAGCAUUCAAACUCGAACUAAAGUAAUAAUGUUAAGAUUCGCACCACCCCUAUUUCUUAUCAUAAAAUUUCAGGUAGACUACUAAUUAUCUACCAAUCUUUUCAAAGAAAUAUAUCAAUUGCAACUUCUGAUACGGAAAAACCCAAUCAAAUAUUGAACAAGGAAAUAUUAGCUUUAACAUCAUAAUAAUUUAGUGAAAUUAUCGAUAUAAUUUUAAUAUUUUUUAAGAAAGAAGUAGUGUUAUAUAGUAGCAUUGUUUAAAAAAGACUCAUUCUUUUUUAAACAAUGAUGGUAGUGUUAUAUUAAUAGGUAAAUACAAAGUUUGAUAAGACAAUAUUUAAAUAUCUUUUCUAAGAAAUAUAUGGCCGGAGCGAAUUUACCUAUACCUAUGCCCCUUGUCUGUGGGAUAUUAAAAUCUGACCGCGGGGGUGAACUAGUAUACACCCUUUGAAUAAUUAUAGUAAUAACUUUUGUCGUAAGUAUUGUAAAAGAUUUUAAAAAGUGUCAGUGUUAUUCAAUGAAUGAACAACCUUAACAAACAUUUUAAAUUGGAAUGAUAGCUAACAACCAUUAAUCAAAAUCAAUUUUAAGUUUAUGGUCAAUGAUUAAUUAUUUGUUUCCAUCUAUCCGUUUGUCCAUAACGUUACGUUUUUUAUAAAGUAUUUUGUGCUUGCUGUACUUAUUUCUUAUACUGAACCUACUUAUACUUUCUUAUUUCUUAAACAUUCUUCUAAGAAUUAACAUUUUGUAUUUUA